AUUGCGACAAUGAGCUGGUUCCUUAAUUCCUGGACUUUUCUGCUUACCUUGGCCUUGGUGAGUCAGGUGUGUGGUUACUCCUACCUGAUGGUGUUGCACACCGCCUCAAAGUCACAUCACGUUGUGGGGGAGGCACUGGCAAAAGGGUUAACAGCUGCCGGCCAUGAGGUCACCCUGAUAUCACCUUUUCCCCAAAAGAAACCUGUGAAGAACCUCAUCGACGUAGACACGCCGAACACUAUCAAAGUAAUGGGAGUUUACAAGGCGAGGAUCUUACAAAAUGCCCAGAAACCUUUGGUAAUUCGCUAUCCCUAUAUGCAUGGAAUGGGACUGGAUCUAACAGAGGCUCUCUUGGUGGCCCCGGAGGUGCAGGAGCUCCUGGGACAAAACCGAACCUUCGAUGCGGUCAUCUGCGAGACAUUCAUGAACGAUGCCCACUAUGGGUUCGCAGAGCACUUUGGAGCACCGCUGAUCACGUUGAGCACUCUAGGAGCCACUGGCUGGACCUCAGAUCUAGUGGGCACUCCCUCUCCACCGUCGUAUGUUCCUCAUAGCUUACUGCCAUUCGAUGACCACAUGGAUUUCUGGCAGCGAGCCCAGAAUCUAGGAUUCCAGGCAUACGAAUACAUUUACCAAAACUGGGUCAAUCUACCCAGGCAAGAGGCCUUGUAUAGGAAAUACUUCCCCAGCAAUAAGCAGGACUUUUAUGAGAUGCGCAGAGGCACUUCGUUGGUUUUGCUAAACACUCACGUUUCUCUAAGCAAUCCUCGUCCCUAUUCGCCCAAUAUGAUUGAGGUCGGAGGAAUGCACGUGAAUCGAAAUGACCCGAAGCCCCUGCCCGUGGAUAUUCGGGAAUUCAUCGAGGGAGCCGAGCACGGUGUGAUCUAUUUCUCCUUGGGCUCCAAUCUAAAAAGUAAGGACUUGCCAGAGGAGAAACGUAGAGCCAUUGUGGAGACCCUGAGAGGACUCAAGUACCGAGUGCUUUGGAAGUACGAAGAGGAAGACUUUGCCGACAAGCCUGCUAACGUGUUCGUAUCCAAAUGGUUCCCACAGGACGACAUUCUGGCCCACGAGAACGUGAUUGCCUUCAUAACCCACGGCGGACUCUUGAGCACCAUGGAGACUAUUUACCACGGCAAGCCGGUCGUGGGAAUACCCUUCUUCGGGGAUCAGUUCAUGAACAUGGCCCGAGCCGAGCAAUCGGGUUAUGGAAUCACCGUAAGAUACGGUCAACUCACCGCACCUCUAUUCCGUUCCGCCAUCGAUCGCAUCACAGGUGACCCCAGUUAUUUGCAGAGGGUCAAGGUCAUGUCCAGUCAGUUUAGGGAUCAGAAAGAGACCCCCCUGGAGCGCGCUAUUUACUGGGUGGAGCAUGUGGCACGGCAGAAGGGAGCCAAGUACCUGAGGAGUGCCUCGCAGGAUCUAAGCUUCGUGGAGUAUCACAAUCUGGACGUUUUAGCCGCAUUUUUUACAGUGUUGAGCUUAGUUUUGGUUUUAUUCGUGCUUCUUGUCCGAUUUGUUGCAUUAAAAGUGAAAGGUUGCACAGCGAAAAGUUCAAAACAUAAGAUUAAUUAAAUUAAAUAAGACACUUUAGUUAAUGUUAACUUUAUUAAAUUAAUAAACUAAUAAAAUAACAAAGAUGAUCUUGCAGA
Molecule: messenger RNA, 1652 nt
Organism: Drosophila kikkawai
Lineage: Eukaryota; Metazoa; Arthropoda; Insecta; Diptera; Drosophilidae
Gene: Ugt302E1
Product: UDP-glycosyltransferase family 302 member E1
Molecular function (GO): UDP-glycosyltransferase activity
Source: RefSeq, a predicted model, not a curated record